Molecule: messenger RNA, 1895 nt
Organism: Nylanderia fulva
Lineage: Eukaryota; Metazoa; Arthropoda; Insecta; Hymenoptera; Formicidae
Gene: Dd
Product: CTD nuclear envelope phosphatase 1-like protein dullard
Molecular function (GO): phosphatase activity
Source: RefSeq, a predicted model, not a curated record
GAGCACAACGUCGAUGACGAUUCUGAGUUUCGAAAAAUGCGAUAAGCGCGAUGCUGUGCGAGCGAGGCGAGAAUAGUGCGGAAAAAUUGGGUCGAUGCGCGGAAGAUGGCGGCCGCUGCGUGGUGCGCGUAGGAAGUCUCCGGUCCUGCUCGGAAAACAUGAAGGAACCGCGGUAAGGGUGUACGUUGACGUUGACCCACGUCGCGCGAGUCGUCGUACGCCGAGACCGUAGGUGGACGCGUCGUCGGCUCUUCCGCCUCGAGACGCCGAGGCCGAGAGUGUCGCGCGUGUUGUUUACGACGAAAGCGGCAGGAGCAGCGGCCCCGCAGCAGAAUAAGCAGCUCUCCCUGGGUCCUCGCGGGGCUCUACGACGACGACGACGAGUCGGAGGCGAGCCUCCUGGUGCGCGGCGUCGUCGCGAUCCGCGAUUCGCGGUGACAGAGUGAAGUGGCGAGACACAUCCUCGAGGUGCUGGAGGAGGAGGUGGGGGGGAGGGAAGGAAAAAGGAAGACACACACAGCGGAGACCCCGAGAGACUGGAGAGAUAAAGCGUUGCCGGACUUCGGCCCGGUGAGAAGACCAGUAGAGAUGCUGAAGCAAUUGCAGAUGGGGAUGAGAGCUUUCCUCUUAAUGGCCUCCCGCGUGUGGACCUGCGUCUGCUUUCUACUCAAGAAGCAGGUUAGAGCCAUCUCGCAAAUGCAACCAGUCAAAUAUGAAAUCUUCCCACUUUCACCUUUAUCUAGGCACAGACUUAGUAUAGUUAAAAGAAAAGUAUUAGUAUUGGAUUUAGACGAAACAUUAAUUCAUUCUCAUCACGAUGGAGUGGCAAGGCCGACUGUCAGGCCUGGCACCCCUCCUGAUUUUGUUCUUAAGGUUACAAUAGACAGACAUCCUGUUAGAUUUUUCGUUCAUAAAAGACCACACGUAGACUUUUUCUUGGACAUUGUUAGUCAAUGGUACGAGCUUGUAGUCUUCACUGCAUCCAUGGAAAUUUAUGGGGCAGCAGUCGCAGAUAAACUAGAUAACAACAGAGGUAUCUUAAGGCGCAGAUAUUAUAGACAACAUUGUACACCUGAAAUGGGUUCCUAUACCAAAGAUCUGUCGGCAAUCUGCUCAGAUCUCUCCUCAGUCUUUAUUCUUGAUAACAGCCCAGGGGCUUACAGAGCCUAUCCACAUAAUGCGAUACCUAUAAAAUCAUGGUUCAGCGAUGCGGGAGAUACCGCUUUAUUAAGCUUACUUCCGGUCUUGGACGCUCUUCGUUUCACGCAAGAUGUACGAUCCGUUCUUUCAAGGAAUUUACAUUUACAUCAUACUUGGUAGCAUAACUGAGAUUAAGCGAUACACUAGAUAUUCUAGAAAUGAAACUGCUAACAGUUUCAGUUAGUGUGUCUAGCCUAGGAUUAUUAUUGUUAUUGAUAAUAGCAACAUUAGAUCGCUGCCCGUAUAAUGAGAGAAUCAAUGAGAGAAAGAGAGAGAAAGAAAGAGAGAGAGAAAAAGAAUCCCCUUCUUCAAUCCUUGUUUUUUUCUAUACUCGAUAAACAAUGACGAGUAAAUAUCGAAGGAAAGUGGUGUAUUCAGCCAAUAAUUAUGUCAGCACAAAACAUCCUAGGAUAAUUCUUUAUGUUGUAUAGUCCCUAUGUAUGCAAAAAAUCGUGAAUUGAAUUUUUUUUUAUUUCCUCUAUUAUACACAAGCCUUUGCCAAAGACCGAAAGAUACGAAAAUAAGAUAGGACUACUAGCCUGCAAGGUUUUUCGUUUUAGGUAAGAUUACUUAAAAGUUUUUAUUUAUAUAUUCUGGUAGACACACAUUAUGGAAGGAAAAGGGAAUGAAUAUCGAAAUGAGAAGUACUUUUGUUAUUGUAUAUUAUUUACCUAGGAUGUAUAGAAGAGAGAGAG